Molecule: messenger RNA, 778 nt
Organism: Copidosoma floridanum
Lineage: Eukaryota; Metazoa; Arthropoda; Insecta; Hymenoptera; Encyrtidae
Source: RefSeq, a predicted model, not a curated record
ACUAGACGCCGCGGGCACGCGUGUUUAUCCAUACGUAAUCACAUACGAUAUCCGAUCAUCUCUUUUGUUUGUCAAAAAGAAACUUGAAAAUAAAAGUGUACGUUUAUAAUACUUUGCCAAUAGCACGUACAGGAAGCUCGAGUCACUUGAAUACGGUAAAGCGUACAGGAUGUCACACCCGAUAUUUGGCUGACGUUUUCUCAAAACAAGAAGUUCAAAGCGAUGGGGAUGGAAGAAGAAGCUGUUCUGUGCUCUACUUCGUUGGGGUCCGUCGAUUUUUGAUUGGAACAAGGUCCAAAAAGGAUUUCAGUGGGGGCCACUAAAGCAAGGAAAAUGGUAGCAAAGGAGAGUACGUAUUUGAUAAACACCCACCACAAGUGCGCGAGGAUCAGUUUGUCGGAUCCGAAGCUCUACAAACCACGAGAACUGACAAAGGAGGACUUGGCUUACUACACGGCUCAUCCGCUCUGGAUAAAAAUCCGUCUCUGCUUGUUCUGGAUCUUUUGGGCCGCCCUCAUCGUUGUCCUGGUCCUCUCCGUCCUCAUGUACCUCUGCCUCUUCCCAUCGAUUUGUCGGGUCAGCUAACAAACGUGGCCCUUCUUUCCACCAACUAUUAUUACGUUUGCCUGAUUGAUAACACGCGCGUAAAAGUGCACACGCGUGCGUUUGUGAGUGUAUCUCUCUCGCCGAGGAAUUUUACCGAGGGUGUAUAUAUAUAUGAACGAUGGUACUGAUAAUAAAGGCGAUCUAGAGACUUUGUUUCGAUUAAAUCAGCCGG